AUGGCUUCUACUAUUAUGAAGGGGGCGGCGGUUGCCCUUGCACUCGCGCAUCCCACCCGAGCCGCUGUGUUCCCUGAGAACAUCUUCAACCGUUCUGAAAUCGAGGCCAUGUCGAUGGAAAAGCGUGGCUCAAUGGCACCCUAUAGAUUGUGGGAUGCCGCAACCGUCCCCUACAUCCUGGAGGGCCUCCCCCACGACUUGUCCGACUCAAUCAGAGGUGCCAUGAGGCAAUGGGAACAGUCCACCUGUAUCCGCUUCGUUCCCAAGACAAACCACGAGGCUUGGGUGAACUUCAAGAAGUAUGAUGACGGCUGCUAUGCGCAACAACUUGGCUCCCCCGGCUCAGGCGAGAUGAUUGUCAACCUCGACUACCCCAACGCCUGGGAGAAGUUCAUCAGUGUUGGCACCUACAAAGCUUGCUUGGAAGCUGGCACUCCUGGCCAUGAGCUGGGCCACGUUAUCGGUCUCACCCAUGAGCACCAGCGGCCCGACCGAGACCAGUACAUCCGCAUUCUUCCUGAUCGCAUCGACAAGGACCACCUGGAUCAGUUUGACAUCUGGACCGGCGCCGACACUUCCGUUCCCUUUGACUACAACUCCAUCAUGCUGUACAACUCCAAGGGCUUCGCAAAGGACACCAAGUGGACAUGGCUCGUCGGCGAGAAGAGCAUGAAGCACACCAUGGAGACGGUGACGGACAAGAACAUCGACCCCUGGGACUCCCCCACGGACAACGACUUCACGGCCGUCAACAAGGGCUACGGCUGCGAGGAGUACUACACCCGCAAGGUCGCGGACUGCCUCGCGGGCUCCCUCCCGGCCAACGGCGACUUCUCGUCGUACUCCUUCAUCCUCGACUACUUCACCGAGGAGUACAUGCGCAACAACGGCUACACCCACGUCGGCGUGCACCAGAACUGCCGCGCCAACAGAAACGACAUGGACACGGACAACUGGGGCUUCACGACGCUGAACGGCUGGGGCCCCCGCGCGCAGUACAAGGUCACCACGAACCGCUGCAAGAAGGACUACGACCGCCACGCCAGCCGCUACGAGAUCGCGCUCUGCAAGGGCGACAACGAGGACGCCUGCGAUAUCAAGUGCGGUCUGCGCCGCGUGUGCCCGUUUGACGGCAGCGGCAAGCAGGUCGACAGCAAGGCUAUCGACGUGACGGACAACACCCUCUGGGUCUGCCACCCGCACUAA
Colletotrichum siamense is the source of this 1206-nucleotide messenger RNA. It is a transcript of the gene nas-5, whose product is annotated as Zinc metalloproteinase nas-5. Gene Ontology annotation, biological process: proteolysis. Lineage: Eukaryota; Fungi; Ascomycota; Sordariomycetes; Glomerellales; Glomerellaceae. Gene Ontology annotation, molecular function: zinc ion binding; metalloendopeptidase activity. The record is from RefSeq and is a predicted model, not a curated record. The transcript has 3 exons. The coding region runs from base 1 to 1206 and encodes 401 amino acids.